Messenger RNA from Papaver somniferum (opium poppy), 3563 nucleotides. RefSeq lists its product as uncharacterized. The transcript has 6 exons. The coding region runs from base 558 to 3347 and encodes 929 amino acids. The record is from RefSeq and is a predicted model, not a curated record. NCBI's taxonomy places the organism in Eukaryota, Viridiplantae, Streptophyta, Magnoliopsida, Ranunculales, Papaveraceae.
UCUGAUUUUCUCAGUAAAAAAACUCUUUUUCUAGUAAUGGCCAUGGGUUCUUCUCCUUCAUCAUCUUCUUCUACCAUUCUUACUACUAUUAGUAGUAACAACACAAAAGAUGAAAACUUUUUUAUUUUGCAUAUGUUUUCUUCUCUCUCUACUAGACUUUUCAACAACAACACGAACACCAACUAGUUACAAACCUUUACAGCUUAUUAUUAAAUCUCUCCUCCUCCUAUAAACUCAUUUUCAGUAUUAUUAUUAACAUUAUCGUAUACUACUAACAUUUCUCUUACGCAAAUUCCUCAUCUUACAAUUCCUAUUUGUUGACUUCUUCUUCAUUCAUGAUGGGUCAAUGUUUUUUUUCUCAAUUAUGAAGAAUUGGAGAAAAUUUUGAACAACAAGAAGAAAAGAUUUGAUCAUAUGCUCUUUUAAGGGUACCAAGCAGUGAUCUUAAAUUUUAAGAUAGAAAAUAAGCAAUAGUUUUUGGGGUUACAUUGGGAUUACAGGAUAGCAGCAGCACGAGUUAGAUGAGUUAAAUGAUUUGGAAGAAAAGAUCUGACUAAAUGAGAGGGGGCUUAUUGCACCUCUUCGACUUUCAUCAUUCCAGCACUUCACGGAAGUUACAGAGACAAAAAGUGAAUACAGAUGGGUUGGAAGCUCCUCGAAAUAGCUUGGAGUUGUCAAUUGAAGAAGCAUCACAAUGCUACAGUUGUUUUGGCGAGAACAAACCCUAUGCAUUCCAUGCCAUAACAAACUCCUCUAAACACACCUCAUCUACAAUUGAUGAAGAUCCAGUAAGGGAGAUGCUCCAGGAGGAGAUGUCCAAAGAGCUAAACACCAAACGCAACGUUCCAAACGUUGUGGCUCGUUUGAUGGGUAUGGAUACAAUACCAACUGAAACAAAAUCAGCAACCAGUAUACAGGAGAAGAAAGCUGAGAUUAUAGCGCCAAAUUUACCAAGAAAGGAGCCUAAUGGUUCAAUUCGCCAUAGUCCUCUUGGCUUAAAAUCAUCCAAGGCAGAGCACAGUGUACAUUAUCCAAGUCCAGAGCGGGAUUCUCGAAAGUCCAGAAGAGGCAGAAAGUCAAAAAAGCCCCAGCCUAGAGAACAUCCUCAAGAGGAGGAACUACAGAAAUUCAAAAAAGAUUUUGAAGCAUGGCAAGCGGCAAGGGUAUGGGAAAAUACAAAGAUUGUUGAUCUUGGUAACAUUCCUAGACGAUGGCUUGCCCAAGAACACCUCAACAAGGAAAAGAUGGCUCUCUAUGCAGAUAUUAAUCGAACUAAAGCAAAUGAUCAGAAACCUAAAGAAAUCAAAGCUCAGAAGUUGAAGCCAGAUCUUAAAUCACUGUCACAACAGGAAAGUUUUUCACGAUCUGGUAGGAAGGACAUGUUUCAAGAUAUCCAAAAUGAAUGUUUUAUGAAAACAAGCCCAAAGGAGGACACUGUUUCACAGUCUGGUAGGAAGGAUCUGUUUGAGGCAUACCAAAAUGAAUGGUUCACUUCGAGAAGCGGAAGUACUGAAUUUGAGCAAGUCGCCUUAAUGAAUGAGGCUGACAAACAAGAAAAGUCCGACAUACCUACGAGAAUAGUUAUCUUGAAACCAGGCCAUGAUAGGGUUGCAGCGAGUGAAGAUUCUUGGACUGGUUCAUCUGAAAUUGUGGAAGAGGAAGGCAGUAUUAAAGAUUUUCUUGAGGAGGUAAAAGAGAGACUGAGAUUUGAAAUGCAAGGGAAGAGUACAAAAAGGGACAAUGCUAGAGGUGGUGGGAUUGAAACACCUUUCAGUGAAAAGCCAUCCAACCCAAGACAAAUUGCUCGUCAGAUUGCGAAGCAAGUGAGAGAAAGUGUUACAAGAGACAUGGGAGUGAACUUACUACGAUCUGAAUCGUUCAGAUCGUAUGCAAGUGAAAUUCAGGUAAGUGAACCAGAUUCACCAGAUUUCAACAGCAGAGAAACUGCAAAAUUCUUGUCAGAGAGGCUGAGGAAUGUCCUAAAGUCAGAUCCAGUUGGGGACAUGUCGCCUGUGGUCGGUGGAAGCUCAAGAGCUUCCCCCUUGGUUGAUUAUGAUGAGAGAAGACCGAGACCCACAGGUAACAUUUUGAAGACAGUUAACCGGGGGAACUACUGGGAACAUGUCAAAGAUGAGCUUGAAAUGCAAAGCAGGUCUUUCAGAUAUGGGAAUGACUAUGACGACGGACUUCACAUGGGAGAAAACUCUCCUAGGAACCUGGUCAGGUCUAUGUCAGCCCCAUCAGGAUCUUCAUUCGGAAAGCUUCUCUUGGAGGAUAGACAGAUUUUAACAGGGGCUCACAUUAGGAGGAAGCACGAAAUUAAUGGAAAUUUUUCAGCUGAAGUGAGUAAAACCAGGAAAGAGAAGCUUAGUUUCAGAGGGAAGGUUUCAAGUUUAAGACAUAGUUUAAGUUUUAAAGGCAGACUGUUUGGCCGAAAGAUGCAAUCUGUGGAAGAUAUGGAGAGCGUGGAUUCUAAUUCUGUGAAGGAUGAUAGCAUGUGUGGAUCAAGUUCUCUGAUGAACCUUGAAAAUGUUCUGGAUAAUUCAACUGAGGUACCUCCGAGUCCAGCUUCAUUUUGUAGCACUCUUCGCGAUGAUUACUAUAGGAAUAAGUGGGACCACUCCAGCCCUGUUUCUACCCUAGAUGUCCCUUCAAUAGAAGACCCUCAUACAGUGUCGGACAUUUUCAGAGAUAUCAGCUCCAACCUUACUGAACUCAGAAGGCAGUUGAAUAAGCUAGGUGUUGACGGUUCUGAAUGCACAUCGAUUCAAGAACCCCGAGAGCCUGAGAUGGUUCAUUUAGAAGACCAUGCAGAAGUUUACAUAAGAGACGUCCUCGUUAUUUCUGGUUUAUACGAUGGAUCCUCCCAAUGGUCUUUCACAAGAUGGGACCCCCUUGCAAAGCCGAUCAGCAGUUGGGUCUUUGAGAAGGUAGAAGAAUCAUAUGAAAAAAGAGCUGACGAGACAGAUACAACUGAAGAUCAUACCGGGAUGAGUAGGAUGGAUCACAAGGUAUUGUUUGACUUAAUUAAUGAAGCUUUGUCAACCAUACUUGGACCUUCACUAACCAUGUCAAAAUUUAAGAGGAAACUUAUGGGUUCGACAAAAAUGCCUCCUCCUCGUGGGAAGAAAUUGUUGGAUGUUGUUUGGAAGACAGUUUUCAUGUAUUUAUAUCCUGACUCUGAUGGUUAUUAUUAUUAUUACUCACUAGACGGCAUGAUUGCCCGUGAUCUUGGAAGAAACCCUUGGUUGGGUAGUAUGGAUGAAGAUAUAGAAUUAGUCGGAAGGGAAAUGGAGAACUGGAUUCUUCGUGAAUUGAUUGGAGAAACUGUGAAAGAUUUGUUGUAGAUUAAUUAGUAGUAUAUGUUGUAUGUUGGCAUUGUAUAUUAGGAGGGAUACAUACAGAGUUAGUAGUAUAUGCCAGGUUAUAUUGUUGAUAGAGGGAUUAAACUUUAUACAGGUCUUGUAAUUUUUUUCUCGCGUUAACCAUUUUAACUUCGGAAUUAGGAUUUGUAUCACACUUACUUCAUAGGAUUUUCUUUGCCGAUGAUUCUUUUUUAUUCA